CAAAACCCGGAGCUCUCGCGAAAGAUAAAUGGCCAUAUCCACCUUCACUGACCGGUCAAGCAUCUCGAUCAUCUUUGCAAGUCUGAAAAUGUUUUCGUCUUCUGCAUAUCUUCUCGCUCUCCCGUUCGUCGCGUCAGCACUAGCUGACCAGGCCUGCCCACGCAUCCCAGGCAUCCAAAUCUACGCAACCACGCCAAACGAGGGCCUCUCGGAUGGACGAUUCACCUCCUGUGAGAACGGCUUCGACAGCCCCAAGGUGCGCGCCGGCAAUGCCUCCUCGUACGACUGGUGGUACUUUGACGCCAUUGGCACCGACGGCGUGUCCUCCCUGGCAGUCACGUACUUUGUCGAAGCACGCCAGUCCGGCUUUACGGUGACGGAGAACUUCACCAACCAGGAUUUUGUGCAGAUCUCCGGCACCUUCCCCAACGGGACCGCCUUUAGUGACUUCCUGUUCGCGGACAAUGCGAUGGUGUCCGCCAUGGGCGACGGGUCCAGCGGGCUGUGGAAUGGCACCGGUGCCUCGUGGGCUGGGAGCCCUGAUCUGUCCAACUAUCUCAUCACGCUCGCCGGGAGCCACCGGGGCUACGAAGGGACUUUUUCAAUGCACUCUAACGCUGAUCAGAUGUCCAAGGUCGCCCCGCCUCACUAUCCUUGCAGCCCCAAGCGCGCAAACGAAACCAUGGAGGUUCUUCCCGGCGUGGGCUGGGCCAAUUCCAUCCCCGACGCCGACGUGACCGUCAACAUGACCGUCCACGGCUCGACGCUGAGUUUCAUCGGCACCGGAUACCAUGAUAAGAACUGGGGCGUCAUCCCCUUCACCGAUGCGGUCGGUGGCUGGUACUGGGGCCACGCGCGCAUGGGCCCCUAUUCCCUCGUCUGGCUCGACUCGCUCACCCCCAGCAAGGACGAGCACACCAGCGGCUACGUCGCCUACCAGGGACAGAUCCUGCACGCCGAAUGCAACAAGAUGACGGUGCGCCCGACGGGGCCGGACGUGCACUUCCCACCCCGGGGCGAUGAUUCGCUCCCCGAAGGGUUCACUAUUGAGGUCGAUCUGGGU
Molecule: messenger RNA, 1063 nt
Organism: Aspergillus wentii DTO 134E9
Lineage: Eukaryota; Fungi; Ascomycota; Eurotiomycetes; Eurotiales; Aspergillaceae
Exons: 3
Source: RefSeq, a predicted model, not a curated record